CUUAUACUUAUCAUUUAUAGUAUACAAACUAUACUGUUUUGUAUGACUAUCACAACAGUAUUCAAUCAGCCAGUGAUUGCUGUGAUUGUGACAGUCAUUCUAUGGAUGCUUACAUAUGCCGUACCACUUGGUAUUUGGAAUCCACAGUUUCACCGAAACAUGAAUAUAAUUGGCACGAAUAAGGCUCGACUGUUUACAUCGAUAUUGCCUAAUAUGGGACUGGCCUGGUGUAUGGCUGUGGUCGGUCAGUACGAAGUUAUGGGUACCGGUGCCAAAAUGUCGUCUAUAUAUCACGGGACUGCACUCUAUGGUUGGCUAACAUUGGGACUGAUUAUGCUUGUAAUGGUUGCCUCGUGUUUCCUAUAUAUCCUAUUAAUCUGGUAUAUAGACAGUGUGUGGCCAUUUCAGUUUGGAGUACCGAAACCGGUAUAUUUUCCAUUUCUUCCAUCUUAUUGGUGUCCGGGUCGGUACAAACGUAAUGAUAACAAUAAUAAAGACAGCAAAUCUGAUUUAGUGAUCGAUACGAGAAAUUUUGAGAGAGAACCCGACACAAAGGUUACCAUUGCUAUCAAGAAUUUAUGCAAAGUUUUUAGCAGUUUUGGUGGAGUCGGUCGAAAAGUGGCCGUCGAUGACGUCACUCUUAAUAUCUACGAUAAACAGAUAACUGCUCUGUUGGGACACAACGGUGCCGGCAAGUCUACCACAAUGAAUAUGAUUACCGGCAUAUUUCCGCCUACAAGUGGAUCAGUUAGUGUUAGUGGCUAUGAUGUUGUCUCAGAGACUUCGAAUGCCAGACGUAGUAUUGGUUUGUGUCCACAGGAAAAUAUUAUUUUUAGUGAGUUGACUGUAUACCAACAUCUCAAACUAUAUGCUAUACUCAAGGGUUUCUCAUGGAGUGCAGUGAACGCCGAAGUUAAACAUACAUUAGAAAUGUUGAAAUUAAUGGAUAAAAUGCAUAUAAUGGCCGAAAAUUUGUCCGGCGGUAUGAAACGUAAGUUAAUGCUCGGUAUUGCUGUUAUUGGUGGCACACAAACACUAAUUCUUGAUGAGCCCACCUCUGGUAUGGAUCCCGAAGCCAGACGAGUCAUUUGGGAUCUGUUACAGCAAUUGAGAAAAGACCGAACAAUUUUAUUGACCACACAUUACAUGGAAGAAGCGGAUGUUUUGGGUGAUAGGAUUGCCAUUGUGUGUGAAGGACGGAUCAAAUGUUGCGGUUCGCCAAUGUUUCUUAAGAAACGAUUCGGUGCUGGAUAUCAUUUGCGAGUUUGCAAAAGCAACGGCUUUAAUGAAUCCCAAACCACACAAUUAAUUCAAAAAUAUAUGCCUAACUGUGAAAUUCAUAGCGACAUUCAGUCAGAAAUUGUCUACUCAUUAGAGUCCAACAAUGAAAGGUCUAAACAAUCUAAACAACAAGUGUUUCCGCAAUUGUUUAAUGAUAUCGAGCAAAACAAGGAACGACUGGCUAUURCUUCUUUCGGACUGACAAUCACCACAAUGGAGGACGUGUUUAUUCGAGUCGGUAACGAGUUUGACGAUAAUAUCGACAGUACUAUCAAAAAUGGACACAAAGAGAGCGACAAAUUAUUGGCUAAGAGAGAAAAAAAUGAACACUUGACUGGUUUUCAACUAUUUUCAAGUAGUUUUGUUGGUCUUCUAGUCAAACGAUUUCAUUACGCCAGAAGAUAUCUUCCGAUGAUAUUCUUUCAACUGGUAUUGCCGGCCAUACUAUUUAUGAUAGCACUCGGUAUCGAUUACGCCAUUAGAAACUCAAUUAAAGCCGAAUCCAAGAAUUUAGAGCUCAAAAUUAACGAUAUGUACGGAUCAACUAAAGGUUUCUAUAAAAAUCAAGAUAAUGUUGACAAACAUUUUGGUGAAAUCUAUCGAAACAAUGCCCAUAAGUACGAUGUGGACAUAGAUGAGCUACAAAAAGAAGACAUAAAUAUGUGGGCUUUAGACCAUUCCUCAGACUUAGAAGAAUAUACUCACCGCUAUCUAACUGGUCUGAGUAUUUCCAAAGACAAAGCCAACAUAUGGUACAACAAAGAAGCCACUCAUUCGCUUCCAUUGGCAAUCAAUCUGUACUACGAAGCGCUAAUCAAGUAUUUGUUUCCCGACAAAAGUGACAGUAUGUCCAUCAGUUUGCAUAACUAUCCGGUUGUGGGAAAUGAGGCCACUUUUAAUUUAAUGAGUUUCAUAUUUGGUUGGGUUGUUACCGCACUGUUACUAACACCCAUAACCGUACCAUUUUUGGCGGCAUCGUACGUACUGUUCCCGAUCAAUGAACGUAUAUCCAAAGCAAAAUUAUUACAAUUGAUGACCGGUCUGUCACCACUGCUAUACUGGUUCUCCAAUUUUAUCUUUGAUCUGCUAAUGCAUACGGCGGUCGUCAUUAUUAUCUACUUUGUGUUCGGAAUGUUUGAUUUUAACUUAAUAUUCUUCGGUCAAUCUUCGACAGCCAUCGGUCUGUUUCUGAUGCUAUUCUUGUUUGGUGUGGCAUCCAUACCAUUAGCCUACUGUUUCUCACUAAUAAUGAGCAAAGCAUCGACUGGUUUUGCCAUUUUGGUCAUACUUUAUCUGAUAUUCGGAAUAAUCUCAACUUUAAUCCUCAGUGUUAUUGAUUUUCUAAUGCAUUUAAUGAAUUUGGAUAUUAUGUCCGACUUCUGGUUUAACUUUAUAUUGUUUUUCUUGCGAUUAGUUCCAGUAUUUUCCAUGAGUUUCGGCAUACAGAAGCUCUAUAGAGUCGGAUCAUUGUUUAUUGUAUGUCAAGAUUUAGAGAAAGUUUCUAAAAUGAAUUUAUCGUCAAUCUGUAUGGUUAUGACUAAUACAACUCUUUUGAAAGGCUGUUGUCCUAACUUAUGUCAAGCAACCAAUGAGUGCUAUUAUAACAACAAUCCCCUAUCGUUUACUAAUCAGGGAGUCGGACAUGAGUUUGUUUUUCUGAUAGCCACCGGUAUCCUCUUUAUGGCUUUACUUUUCAUAUUUGAAGCUGAUUUUAUACGAAAAUUAUUAUACAUGUUGUUUGAUCGAUUGCAAUCAUUUCGUUCAUCUGGCAAUGGGACUGUAGUUUCGGCAAAUGGCCGCCAAUCGGCUAAUGAAGAUUCGGAUGUUGUGGCCGAGAAGUAUCGUAUUGAGGGACUCAAUGAUCAACGAAAGUUAUCCACUGAAGCCUUGGCGGUCAUGAAUUUAAGCAAAUCGUUUGGUUCGUUUCGAGCGGUCAAUGGAUUAACCUUUGGUGUACAUAAAGAAGAGUGUUUCGGGUUAUUGGGAGUCAAUGGCGCCGGAAAAACGACAACAUUCUCGAUGCUUACGGGAGAUUUGAUGGUCACCACUGGCAAUGCCUUUCUUGACAAUCUGUCACUCAGAAACAAUAUCAAGAGUUUUCAACAAAACAUUGGUUACUGCCCUCAGUUUGACGCACUGCUCGAUAAACUGACCGGUUGUGAAAUGUUGUAUCUAUUUGCUCGACUUCGAGGAGUUCCUCAAAACGCCAUCCAAACCGAAGUGGAGAAUCUAAUAAAAAUGGUUGAUCUCCAAAAUCACGCUAAACGUCGUACUGAAACAUAUAGCGGCGGCAAUCGCCGUAAGCUAUCCCUGGCGAUUGCCAUUGUCGGCAAUCCUCCCGUCAUAUUUCUUGAUGAACCAACAGCUGGUGUGGAUCCAACCGCUCGACGCAAGAUCUGGUCAACACUGGUCUACAUUCAAGAGAAGUUUCAGUCAGCAAUAGUAUUGACCUCACAUUCCAUGGAGGAAUGCGAGGCAUUGUGUGCUCGAAUAGCAAUUAUGGUUAACGGACAGUUCAAAUGUUUGGGUCCCGUUCAACAUUUACGCAAAAAGUUUGGACAAGGAUUUACCAUUAUUAUCAAAUUGAUCCGUGAACUCAAUGAUAAUCCUAAAUAUGUAGCCAGUGUUCAACAACACAUCAAAAAUGCCUUUCCUUCAGCCGUCCUAAAGGAUAGUCAUCAAUGUCUUUUGCAUUAUCAUAUUCCCGACACAUCCGUCCAAUGGUCGCAUCUCUUCUCAGUCAUGGAAGAGACCAAACAAAAUCUCAAACUUGAAGACUAUCUCGUGUCUGACACGACAUUAGAGCAAAUAUUUUUGGCAUUCGCUAAAACACAACAACAACAACAACAAACCUAAACAACACUUUCUCACUAAAUAUUUAUUUUUAUAUUAUCUGUAAUAUAAUAUGUAAA
Oppia nitens is the source of this 4193-nucleotide messenger RNA. RefSeq names its product phospholipid-transporting ATPase ABCA1-like. Gene Ontology annotation, biological process: transmembrane transport; lipid transport. Bases 43 to 4137 code for a protein of 1364 amino acids. The transcript is spliced from 4 exons. Gene Ontology annotation, cellular component: membrane; intracellular membrane-bounded organelle. The record is from RefSeq and is a predicted model, not a curated record. Lineage: Eukaryota; Metazoa; Arthropoda; Arachnida; Sarcoptiformes; Oppiidae. Gene Ontology annotation, molecular function: lipid carrier activity; ATP binding; ABC-type transporter activity.